This is a messenger RNA of Arvicanthis niloticus (Nile rat), 1000 nucleotides long. RefSeq names its product TAFA chemokine like family member 3 (gene Tafa3). The record is from RefSeq and is a predicted model, not a curated record. NCBI's taxonomy places the organism in Eukaryota, Metazoa, Chordata, Mammalia, Rodentia, Muridae. Gene Ontology annotation, molecular function: receptor ligand activity. Gene Ontology annotation, biological process: positive regulation of microglial cell activation; negative regulation of microglial cell activation.
GCGGUGCCCGCAAGUGCUGGAGCAGUGGGAACGACGAUCAGUCUAGCUGCUGCUCGCUUCUCAACCUACAGACGGAAAGCUCGGGAGGACCCGGUCUAGCCCCGCAGAACUGGUGAGUCCUGGCCCAGAGCAUCCAGGUGCUCCAAGCCGGGGACUCCAGCAUAGCCAGAGCCCCUUUUCUCCUCGGACGCAACAACUUAGUGAGGAUCUAUUGCGGACAGAGCUCAAAACCAGACAACACCUAAGCUGGCCACUCCCGCGGAGAGCCCGCUUUUGGGAGUCUAGAUGCCAAGCUCAGAAGCAGCGAAGACCUCAGGCCAGAAGGUUGAACCAGGACCACUGCUUUGGAGCAGCCUCCACACUGCUCCCUACUUAUCCAGGUGGAAUGAGUCUGAGACCAGCAGAUGAACAGACAGAGGCCUAAAGACCCCAGGAACGGCUCUGCCUUCCUGUUCCUUGAUCAGUCUGUCAGUGAUCACAUCCUACAGUGACAUCUUGCCCGGUCCCAAGCUGCCUGGAGACUGAGAAUGACUGAGAGGUCCACCAGCAACUGGAGCCCAGGCAGCUGGGUGCUGGCACUGUGCCUAGCCUGGCUGUGGACGCGUCAGGCCUCUGCUUUCUUGCAGCCUCCAACAUCCACAGCCCUAGUGAAGCAGGGCAACUGCGAGGUGAUCGCUGCCCAUCGCUGCUGCAACCGGAACCGCAUUGAGGAGCGCUCCCAGACGGUCAAAUGCUCCUGCCUUUCUGGACAGGUGGCUGGCACUACAAGAGCAAAGCCCUCCUGUGUGGAUGCCUUCAUCGUCCUGCAGAAGUGGUGGUGUCAGAUGGAGCCCUGCUUGCUGGGGGAGGAGUGUAAGGUGCUCCCGGACCUGUCCGGGUGGAGCUGCAGCAGUGGACACAAGGUCAAAACCACCAAGGUCACACGGUAACUCUCAGAGAUCAUGGCUUAGGCAGGACAGCCUCGACUGAGCUUUGGACUAAAGAAUGGCCUCCGAUCACC